AUGUCUCACGGGCAGCACAGACGCGACAUGCUGUCCGCGAGACGUCAGACGCCAUUGUUUACCCCGCUGCCACUCAUUCUACUCCCCCUGCUUACCCGUUGUUUCCCCCCCUCUCUUUCUUUCUUCUCCCCUGCAUACCCAUUGACUGUAUUCCUUCUUCUCCCCCCUGCUUCCCCUCCUUCUCCCCCCUGCUUCCCCUCCUUCUCCCCCCUGCUUCCCCUCCUUCCCCCCCCUGCUUCCCCUCCUUCUCCCCCCUGCUUCCCCUCCUUCUCCCCCUGCUUCCCCUCCUUCUCCCCCCUGCUUCCCCUCCUUCUCCCCCCUGCUUCCCCUCCUUCUCCCCCCUGCUUCCCCUCCUUCUCCCCCCUGCUUCCCCUCCUUCUCCCCCCUGCUACCCCUCCUUCCCCCCCCUGCUUCCCCUCCUUCUCCCCCCUGCUUCCCCUCCUUCUCCCCCCUGCUUCCCCUCCUUCUCCCCCCUGCUUCCCCUCCUUCUCCCCCCUGCUUCCCCUCCUUCUCCCCCCUGCUUCCCCUCCUCCCCCCUGCUUCCCCUCCUUCUCCCCCCUGCUUCCCCUCCUUCUCCCCCCUGCUUCCCCUCCUUCUCCCCCCUGCUUCCCCUCCUUCUCCCCCUUGCUUCCCCUCCUUCUCCCCCCUGCUUCCCCUCCUUCUCCCCCCUGCUUCCCCUCCUUCUCCCCCCUGCUUCCCCUCCUUCUCCCCCCUGCUUCCCCUCCUUCUCCCCCCUGCUUCCCCUCCUUCUCCCCCCUGCUUCCCCUCCUUCUCCCCCCUGCUUCCCCUCCUCCCCCCUGCUUCCCCUCCUUCUCCCCCCUGCUUCCCCUCCUUCUCCCCCCUGCUUCCCCUCCUUCUCCCCCCUGCUUCCCCUCCUUCUCCCCCCUGCUUCCCCUCCUUCUCCCCCCUGCUUCCCCUCCUUCUCCCCCCUGCUUCCCCUCCUUCUCCCCCCUGCUUCCCCUCCUUCUCCCCCCUGCUUCCCCUCCUUCUCCCCCCUGCUUCCCCUCCUUCUCCCCCCUGCUUCCCCUCCUUCUCCCCCCUGCUUCCCCUCCUUCUCCCCCCUGCUUCCCCUCCUUCUCCCCCCUGCUUCCCCUCCUUCUCCCCCCUGCUUCCCCUCCUUCUCCCCCCUGCUUCCCCUCCUUCUCCCCCCUGCUUCCCCUCCUUCUCCCCCCUGCUUCCCCUCCUUCUCCCCCCUGCUUCCCCUCCUUCUCCCCCCUGCUUCCCCUCCUUCUCCCCCCUGCUUCCCCUCCUUCUCCCCCCUGCUUCCCCUCACGACAGGGUGGAAGAUAG
Messenger RNA from Closterium sp. Yama58-4, 1290 nucleotides. Lineage: Eukaryota; Viridiplantae; Streptophyta; Zygnematophyceae; Desmidiales; Closteriaceae. The record is from the annotation of a GenBank genome assembly.